AUGGGUCGACGAAAGAUUGAGAUCAAAGCCAUCAAGGACGAUAGAAACCGCUCAGUGACAUUUCUCAAACGGAAAGGCGGUCUCUUUAAGAAAGCGCAUGAGCUCUCCGUUCUGUGCUCCGUCGACGUAGCAGUCAUUAUAUUUGGGCAUAACAAAAAGCUUUAUGAGUAUUCCUCGGGCGAUAUCAACGACACGAUUACGCGAUUUACCUACUACAAUGGGCCUCAUGAGCACAAAGGACCUGCUGAUUUUGCUGGCGGUAUGGACGAUGAUGACGACGACGAUAUGGGCAGUCCUCCCUUAGAAGAUACAAUGCCACGACAAGGCAGUCUGCCACCGCAUCUACAGCAACAGCAGAGUUACAUGCGUGGCAGCACAGCCACGCCUCCUCCAAUGGCGAAUGGCAUAAACUACCACCAAAGACAGCAGACUCCUCAACCUCACAUUAUAUCUAGACCGGGCUCUAGCAAUGCUAUUCGGCGAUCGAGUAGUAAUGUUGGUCCUUCUCACCUCCAACAAGUCACCCAAGCGCCGACUACAAACGGCUAUACCUACAUGCGCACCGCCCCCGUCCAGCCCUAUCAAGGGCCUCAUGGCAUGCCGCCAACAUCUCAUCAAAAUCCGAAUCCUACUGGAACCCAAGUGUACUACAAUCAACUACAGCAAGCCUCUCAGCAAGUAUACUCUCACGAACCAAGGCGGCAGUCUGUUCCUCCAACAUUUCCCCAGCAAGAUCAGCGUCAGUACAGCGGCCAGCCAAGUCAGCCAUCUCCACCACAGAUAGAUCAGCGGCGAACGCAAGACGAUCAAUCAAAUCGUUUGCAGCAACCAAAGGCUACUAAAUCACGAAGCAUUUUCACCCCCAUAGAUGACAGCAGAUCAUUGUUGGCGCAGCAUUGGGGAGGUGGUAAGCCCACGACAGAGCCAAAGCCAGAGAUCAAGAAGGAACAGGACAGUCUUCCGCACUCGAAUACUCCCCCCGAUUCGACCUCUCAUCAACAGCCGCAACCAGUCAAGGCUGGUUCGCCUCCAACACAAGCACAAGAACGUCCAGCUCCUCGAAGAACUGCAUCAAAUGACUUCGUGCCUCCAAUACGGACAGAUAGCGCCGCAGGGGCUAAAAGACCGAAGCUCAAGGUACACAUUCCGGAAGAGCAAUCAGAAGCGGAAGAAGAAUCGGCCAAAAAUCAAUCGGGCAGCAAAGACGAGACACCGGCAAAAGCGAGUGAGGGUAACAACAGUCAUUCUUCUGGGACAGGUGUUGUCCUACCACCGCCGUCACCGAGUGCAAGUGCAAGCGCUGUCUUGAGUGCUGGCGCCUCAGGUCCUCCGAACCCUUUUGCUAGGCCUCUGCCACCGCAAAACACAGCACAACAGCAUAACAGUACGGCAUUCGAAAGAAACCGGGGUGAGAAUAUGGAAACACCGAUAUCGGCACUGCCAUCUAGAUUUGUGGCCGACGGCCUGCUACCUUCACCUUCCUCCUUCUACCCUGAUUGGGGAUUUGGACGAUCUGGCGCCGACAGUGCCAAUAUCUUACCUAGCCCAUUGAAUUUUCAGACUCCUGUAAACGGCACAGGUCCCAGCUUCGCGCGUGAUGAGGAUGGUGAAAAGAAACGUAAGACACCUGAGGGCGAGGGUCAAGAGACCUCUGCUCCGAAACGGGUGAAGGCUUGA
Molecule: messenger RNA, 1677 nt
Organism: Bacidia gigantensis
Lineage: Eukaryota; Fungi; Ascomycota; Lecanoromycetes; Lecanorales; Ramalinaceae
Exons: 3
Coding region: 1-1677 (558 amino acids)
Biological process (GO): positive regulation of transcription by RNA polymerase II
Molecular function (GO): DNA-binding transcription factor activity, RNA polymerase II-specific; protein dimerization activity; RNA polymerase II cis-regulatory region sequence-specific DNA binding
Source: RefSeq, a predicted model, not a curated record